Molecule: messenger RNA, 909 nt
Organism: Tarenaya hassleriana
Lineage: Eukaryota; Viridiplantae; Streptophyta; Magnoliopsida; Brassicales; Cleomaceae
Product: NEDD8-conjugating enzyme Ubc12-like
Exons: 6
Coding region: 151-711 (186 amino acids)
Biological process (GO): protein neddylation
Cellular component (GO): nucleus
Molecular function (GO): NEDD8 transferase activity
Source: RefSeq, a predicted model, not a curated record
UUCCGUGCAUUCAUUUUCCAGCUGACGAGACCGCGUGAGAAAGAAGACGAAGAAGAAGGAGAGAGAGAGAAGACAGAUUUGCACGAAAUCGGUUCGAUCUCCUUUCCGCUGAGCAAUCCGUUUUGUUCUUGUAGGAUAGCUAUAGAAGCCAUGAUUGGGUUAUUCAAAGUAAAGGAAAAGCAAAGAGAACAACAAGCUCAGAAUGCCACCCGAGGAGGAGGGGCUCCGGUCAAGAAGCAAUCUGCUGGCGAAUUACGUCUUCACAAAGAUAUAUCAGAGUUGAACCUGCCAAAUUCUUGUUCGAUAUCUUUUCCAAACGGCAAGGACGAUUUGAUGCAUUUUGAGGUGUCCAUUAAGCCUGAUGAAGGAUACUACCUGAACGGUACAUUCAUUUUCACGUUCCAAGUCUCUCAUGCGUAUCCACAUGAAGCUCCAAAAGUGAAAUGCAUGACCAAGGUCUACCAUCCCAAUAUCGAUUUGGAAGGAAACGUCUGCCUGAACAUCUUGCGUGAAGACUGGAAGCCCGUCCUCAACAUAAACACCAUCAUCUAUGGGCUGUACCAUCUGUUCACGGAACCCAAUUAUGAGGAUCCUCUGAAUCACGAUGCAGCGGCGGUUUUAAGGGAUAACCCGAAGAUGUUCGAGUUCAAUGUGAGGAGGGCAAUGGUGGGUGGGUACGUGGGUCAAACCCUUUUCCCUCGCUGUAUCUAGUUCAGCUCUUUGUCUACCUCCCAGCAAGGACCUGUCCCUUUAUGCACAACCAUUGUACUUUCUGUAAAAUUGCUCUGAUAUUACAUUCUGCUUAAGCCCUUUCCCCAUGUUUCCGGAACCAAGUGAUGUGUGGUCGUGAGAAUCUGGCGAGGAGAACUGAAUGGAUGGAGAUAUAUCCUACUCAAAUCAUGGAUGCAA